AUGCCUCUCCAUGUCAGCUUCUCUGCUUCCAGCAACACCACCCCAGCCGUGUUUUUCCUGACUGGCAUCCCUGGGCUGGAAGCCAUGCACCGCUGGAUUUCCAUCCCCUUCAGCACGGCGUUUGCCAUCGCCCUUCUUGGGAACAGCACCCUCUUGUAUGUGAUCAAGACCGAGCCAUCUCUGCACAAGCCCAUGUUUUAUUUCCUUUCCAUGCUGGCUGUCACCGACUUGGUGCUGUCCCUGACCACUGUGCCCAAAAUGCUGGCCAUCUUCUGGUUCGAUGCCCAGCAGAUCACCUUCAAGGCCUGCCUUGUGCAGAUGUUUUUCCUUCACACUUUCUGCAUCAUGGAGUCGGCAGUGCUGCUGGCCAUGGCUUUCGACAGGUAUGUUGCUGUGUGCAACCCCCUGCGCUACAGCUCCAUCCUGACCAGCUCCCUGAUAGUCAAGAUUGGGUUGUUGGCUCUGCUCAGGGCAUCCGGGCUCAUGUUGCCCCUGCCCUUCCUCCUUCGCCGCCUGCCCUAUUGCCGCUCCCACGUCAUCUCCCAUUGCUACUGCGAACAUAUGGCGGUGGUGAAGCUGGCCUGUGCUGACACCAGAUUCAAUAAUAUCUACGGCAUCUUUGUGGCUCUCUUCAUUGUGGGGUUGGACCUGCUGUCCAUUGGGCACUCCUACCUCAGGAUCCUGAGAACCGUGUUGAGCCUGGCAUCCAAGGAGGAGAGACUGAAGGCACUUGGCACCUGCCUCUCCCACAUCUGUGCCAUCCUAGUCUUCUACACCCCUGCGGUUCUCUCGUCCGUAAUCCACAGGUUUGGUCACCACGUUGCCCCUCAUGUGCACAUCUUGAUGGCCAAUUUGUACUUUCUCUUCCCUCCCAUGAUGAAUCCAAUAGUGUAUGGUGUCAAAACCAAGCAGAUCCGGGACCGGGUGCUCACUGCCUUUUCUCGCAAGAGGCUCUAA
This is a messenger RNA of Dromaius novaehollandiae (emu), 957 nucleotides long. Its product is annotated as olfactory receptor 52K1-like. Gene Ontology annotation, biological process: G protein-coupled receptor signaling pathway. Lineage: Eukaryota; Metazoa; Chordata; Aves; Casuariiformes; Dromaiidae. Gene Ontology annotation, cellular component: plasma membrane. Gene Ontology annotation, molecular function: G protein-coupled receptor activity; olfactory receptor activity. The coding region runs from base 1 to 957 and encodes 318 amino acids. The transcript has a single exon. The record is from RefSeq and is a predicted model, not a curated record.